AUGAAUCUCCUCACUAUCCUCCUUACCACGGCGUCUCUGGCCCUCGCCGUCGACCAAAACCACAACAGUCACUGCGGCACGUACGCCUCUAACAUCGAAGGCCUCACCCAAGCUGGCUACAAGACAGGCUGGAUCCUCGACCGCAAGAACUGGACUGCCCUGCCCGAAGUCUUCGCCCAAGACCUCUACUACGACAGCUCAGAACUCGGCUCCUACGGCGGCGUUAGCAAUGGCAUCGAUGAGGCUAGAACUGCACUCGAAGCCUCGAGCAAGGAUACCAGGACAGAACGUAUCGUGACGAAUUUGUGGUUGAAGGAGAUGGUUGCACCGGGGAAGGCAAGAGUGCUUACACAGAUCACGCUCUCGCAUUGGCAUGAUACGGCUCUGGAGGAUAUCAAGAAGACGUAUCGGAUCUACUAUAUGUGUGAUGAUAUCUGGGUCUGUCAGGGCGGGGAGUGGAAGAUGUGGAAGAGUUAUGUGCAUAAUAUGGGGCCUGGGGUGGAGGCGCCGUACUUUGGGAAGGGGAAUCCUUUAUUGGCGCAGCAGUAUUGA
Zasmidium cellare ATCC 36951 is the source of this 552-nucleotide messenger RNA. RefSeq lists its product as uncharacterized. The transcript is spliced from 2 exons. The record is from RefSeq and is a predicted model, not a curated record. Lineage: Eukaryota; Fungi; Ascomycota; Dothideomycetes; Mycosphaerellales; Mycosphaerellaceae. Bases 1 to 552 code for a protein of 183 amino acids.